Molecule: messenger RNA, 216 nt
Organism: Entrophospora sp. SA101
Lineage: Eukaryota; Fungi; Glomeromycota; Glomeromycetes; Entrophosporales; Entrophosporaceae
Source: the annotation of a GenBank genome assembly
GAAUUAGCGAAAGAAUGUAAACUUAGUUUAGAGAAGGGAGCUAUUGCCAAAGAGCAAGAGUUAAUUGCUACAAAAGCACCAUGUGAUCCAAGAUUGAACCAAAGAAGACAAAAAAAAGAUUUAGAGAACAAAAAGAAAAAAGAGAAGAGCAAACAAUUAGAGAAUGAUAUUGCUAAACUGAAACAGCAACUAAGACAUUUAAAUGAGGAAAAAUAA